ACCAGGCUAGUCAGUACUCAACCGAUUUAGUGAUACUGCGAACAUUAACGUCACUAAAAUGUUACAUUUGUUAUUUUCCUGCCUAGAUUAUUAUUUUUUUCAUUUAUUCUGAUACGAUUUAACGUUUGGUGUGUUUGAUUGGACACUGACAAGAACGAUCCUUUUCACAAUCACGGAGGAAUUUUCGUUAUCAGGAAAUUGAAACACAAGAGAAGAAGACAAUAUAUAAAACAUAGAUAAUUCACACCUUAUAAAUAUUUGGAAGCGAUGUCUUCCGUGACCACGAGUAAUACAAAAGAGGAAGACUCUGAGAAUGUCGAUGGGAAGAGUGGGUGGUUCACUGUCGACGGUACAAUCAAAUAUUCACAAUUGGAAGGAUUGCGGUUAAGGAAUCACAGUGUUUUUUCAACUCGGAAAUCAAUUAAUGAUGAUAAUUAUUGUCGCGACAAGUAGUGUUAACGGUUCAAUUUAUUCGCCAUAUUAUUCCUUCAGUCAACAAUCGCGUGCAGCGGUAGGCAAAUAAGUGAAACACGCACAUCGAUAAUGAGGUGACAAUGGAGAGUGAUAGCUGUCCUGAUUUGAGGAUGAAAAAAAAUAUGUCCAAUGUUUUAUUCAAUUGAUGAUGAAAAAAAUGGACAUAAGCAGGAGGAUUUUGACGGACUGGUGAGUGACGCGGAUAUGGAAAAUUACUGUUCUUACGUUGGGACUUUUAGUGCAUUGAAAAGAAGAUGGAGAUAUAGAAAGGGGAGAGGAGAUUUAGUGGAUCAUGUAAACAAUUAUGAUUGUGUUGAUAAAGUAGAGUUGGGGAAUAUUGUGAAAUUGAGUCGACGAGGUUUGACUAGUGGAUUGUUGAUAGUAUUGUUUGUGUAACAUAAUGUGUCGAUUAGAACGAUGCUAUCGUAACGAUGCCGUAAUGUAACGAGCACUUCAUGAAAUAAGGCAGCAGUCUUCAUCAGGGGGGGGGGUUGUGAUUUGGUGUGUGAAUUUGAGGAAGGGAAUUGAGGGGACGGCUAAUGAGGGGUUUGUGUAAUUUGGUUGGUUGUACGGUUCAAAAAAUUUGGUGAUUCGUUAUCAGAAUAGUCGGAUCGUCAGAAUAAAUGCUGACCGGGGGAGGAAGGCUGGCGAACAGCUUAAAUUAUUAAAACUGUGGAAGGAUGCCAGGCGGCCGUAGGGGCCUGGUAGCCCCUCAAAACACCUUCUUGGAGAAUAUCAUAAGACGAAGCAGUAGCCAACCGGACAGUAGUUUCCUUCUUGCCAAUGCUCAAAUUGUUGACUUUCCAAUUGUUUAUUGCAAUGAGAGCUUUUGUAAAAUAUCUGGAUAUAAUCGAGCCGAGGUGAUGCAAAAAUCUUGUCGUUGUGGAUUCAUGUACGGCGAGCUGACUGAUAAGGAGACGAUAGCAAGGAUAGAAGAGUGCCUUGAAGGACAGAUACACGAUCAAUUCGAGAUACUACUCUACAAGAAGAACAGUACCCCACGAGAGACCCCACUAUGGCUCCUCCUGCAAAUAGCACCAAUCAAGAACGAGAGAGACCUCGUUGUCCUUUUCCUGCUGACCUUCAGGGAUAUCACUGCCCUGAAACAGCCAAUAGAGACAGACGACAGCAAGGGUGGACUCUCCAAAUUUGCCAAACUUGCCAGGUCUGUUACCAGAUCCAGGUCAGUUCUUGUUUCCCAGUUCAGCUCACACCUUCCAGCCUUGAAAGACACUACGUUGCCUACUGCAGGCAAGCAGUCUCACCUUGCACAUUACCAAUCUGCCCAGAUGAUGUCUCUGAGCGGCGAUGUGAUGCCACAGUAUCGUCAGGAAGCACCAAAGACCCCACCUCACAUACUCCUCCACUACUGUGCGUUCAAAGCAAUUUGGGACUGGAUUAUUCUCUGUUUAACAUUCUAUACCGCCAUAAUGGUACCAUACAAUGUGGCCUUCAAGAACAAAACCAGCGAAGACGUGUCGCUGCUAGUUGUUGAUAGUAUCGUCGAUGUUAUAUUUUUUAUUGACAUCGUCCUAAACUUUCAUACGACCUUCGUGGGUGCUGGUGGUGAAGUUGUAUCCGAUCCAAAAGUCAUCAGAAUGAAUUAUCUGAAAUCGUGGUUCAUCAUAGAUCUCCUAAGCUGUCUACCUUACGACGUUUUCAAUGCCUUCGAUCACGACGAAGAUGGCAUUGGGAGUCUCUUUUCAGCACUGAAGGUUGUUAGAUUACUGCGACUCGGACGUGUCGUACGUAAACUGGAUCGCUACCUCGAAUAUGGUGCUGCCAUGCUUAUACUACUCCUGUGCUUCUACAUGCUGGUAGCCCAUUGGCUUGCCUGUGUCUGGUAUGUCAUAUUAAGGUACUCAAUAGGCAGGUCUGACGCUGAUGGUGGCGUUCAAUACUCGUGGCUGUGGAAGUUGGCAAAUGUAACUCAAUCGCCAUACAGCUAUCUCUGGACCAACUCUAGUACUGUGCCUGAGCUCGUUGCUGGGCCUUCCAGGAGAACUAUGUAUGUUACAGCUUUGUAUUUCACUAUGACGUGUAUGACAUCCGUAGGAUUUGGUAACGUCGCCGCUGAGACGGAUAAUGAGAAAAUCUUCACCAUUUGCAUGAUGAUAAUUGCUGCCUUGCUGUACGCUACAAUAUUCGGUCAUGUCACAACAAUAAUCCAGCAGAUGACGUCUGCGACGGCAAAGUACCAUGACAUGCUAAAUAACGUUCGGGAAUUCAUGAAACUUCAUGAAGUGCCAAAAGCCUUGAGUGAACGCGUCAUGGAUUACGUUGUGAGCACAUGGGCCAUGACAAAAGGCCUCGACACCGACAAAGUACUGAAUUAUUGUCCAAAAGAUAUGAAAGCCGACAUCUGUGUGCAUCUUAAUCGUAAAGUUUUCAAUGAGCAUCCUGCUUUCAGAUUGGCCUCGGACGGGUGUCUACGAGCUUUGGCGAUGCACUUUACGAUGUCCCACAGCGCACCGGGUGACUUGCUAUACCACACAGGUGAGUCAAUCGACUCACUCUGUUUUAUCGUUACGGGUAGCCUGGAAGUCAUCCAAGACGACGAAGUAGUGGCAAUCCUUGGCAAAGGGGAUGUAUUCGGCGACAGCUUUUGGAAAGAUUCAGCAGUGGGCCAGAGUGCAGCAAACGUUCGUGCAUUGACUUACUGUGAUCUCCAUACCAUCAAACGUGAUAGACUGCUGGAAGUUCUCGACUUUUAUCAAGCCUUCGCCAACUCGUUUGCAAGAAACCUCGUACUCACAUACAACUUGCGACACAGGCUCAUAUUUCGAAAAGUAGCAGAUGUUCGCAGAGAGAAGGAACUCGCAGAGCGUCGAAAAAAUGAGCCACAACUAGAUCAAACCCAAGAUCACCUCGUCCGAAAGAUAUUCUCGAGGUUCCGGAGGGAGAGACACCCCACAGAUGUAGAGAAGGGUGAUACCAAAGAUGGAAAGGAUGGAGAGAUCUCCCACUCGAGGAAACCAUCAUCUGGAGAUGCAGAGACCGUUAUUCGACCAAGAGCCAGCAAAUGGGGUCGUCUUCUUGGAAGUUCGAGUUUAGACUCCGGGAGCGAAACUGGAACUGGGACGGACACCUUUAAGCGUACUCUGAGUGCCCGUGACUCCCGUCCCUCCUCGUCUGUUAGCACCAAUAAGGUCUUUCCAAAACUUUCCAAACUCAGCGGUACCAUCGAAGAAGUCCAGGAUCCUGAACCACCCAAAGAACCACCAACGACGACUCUAGCAAUUGAAUCAAAGCAGCUUUCCCUUCGCCGCCUGGAGUCUUACGACGGGGGUUUAAUAACCGCUCAACCUGGUCAGGACCGGGAGAUCCUCGCCGCUGUGCUAGAAGUCAAAGUUGAUCUCAAGCUGGAAGUCCAGCGAGUUAAUCAAAGACUAGCAAAGCUAGAAGACAUGUUAGAGAGUGUUAUCAGCAGACUGCCCCCCGUACCGCCUAUCGCAGCGACUCCAGCUCGUCCAGGGAAUCUAGUGAUCUCAAGUAAUAAUUUAAAUGAUACAGCAACUCAAACAUCUCCAGAUCAAAAGCCUGUAGCGAUGUCGAGUGAUUCUAGAGAUCCAAAUGAAAGACUUCCAGCGAAAGAACUCCCACAACAUCAUCAUCACCGGCACCAUCACCACCAUACAGACCAAAAAAUGGAAAAAACUAAAGAACCAGUGACUCCAGGUCUCGAUUAUUCCCCAAGGGAUGUAUCCAAAGAGCUCUUAGAGCGUUUGACUCAAGCCUCAACUUCUCGAGAAGACUCCACAGCUCUAGGUCCACUGAUACUGCGGAAAAGACGGAGUAAAUCGCGAAAUAAAGGUGCUGCACCCUUAGCUCCUCUUGCACCUCUAGCUACCCAACCUAUUUCACCUACUGACGCCACUGAAACAACCCAAAUGUUAGAGUGCGAAGAACGUGAUCCUGGUGGCGACAGAAGUGAAAGAACUGAUAGGGAAAGGAAGCGACCGCCCCCAAGGCCUCGAGAAUACUUGUGAAAAUUUACAGACAUUCAUAACAUUGUGCUGCGAACAAUUACCAGAUCCAGAGAUCUUUCAGCAUUUAUCCAUUGUUACAUCAUCCACUAUAUAAAAUUCAUUAUGUUAUUCGCGCUUUUAUUAUGAAAAAAUCUAACUACAAGACUAAAAUUUGCAAGUGGCUGUGCUACGGUCGAAUUUAAGAGACUUUGUUGUUGAUAAUCUUGAUUACGAUCUCAAGAUGAAUCAUCGAGAAUAUCUAGGGUACGUAAUGAUCAGUAAAUUAUCAAUUCUGUACGAAAAUUAUGAGGAAAGAAGCAUGGAAACCAGAUUAUUUUGAAAUUAUCUUUUCAUAAAGAGGUUCACAGAUAUUCAUAAAGCAACAGCUUGGCUUACAACAUUUUUUCAACUUGAUAAUAGUAUCUUAUGUUACAAAUGCAUAAAGUCGGAGAAUAUGAUCGAAUGAUGUUAUGUUUUCAGAGCGAGUUGCAUCCCAGAAGAAAUCGAAUCUCCUUUACAAUGAGAGCUUUCGUAAAUCUACCACUCUUUAUUAACGAAUCACGAACUAGCCUAUCUCUCAAUUUCAUACAUGUGCAACAUAUGCUAGUACAUCGUGUAACUAAAACGCAUACGAUUAUUUCAUGGCGUACGGACAAUCUGGGAUAGCUCACGCUACACGUUCGUUAUUUUCGACUUUUCAAUGUCACGCAAUGAAAUACCGUCUGAAACAUGUGCAUGAAAAAGCUUCAUAGGAGGUUUACCGCACGAGCCAACGGCGAAAGAUAUAAUCCCUCCGAUCGAAAAACAAAAACAUUUUCCGCACAUGUUUAGAACGACAAUUUAUUAUACGACGUCGAAAAGUCGAAAAUAACGACCUCAGAGCGUCAGUUAUUCGAGAAUUUUCGCACGUAGUGCAAUAAUUUUAUAUGAUGCUGCUAAGUGUAGAAAAAGUAUAUUAUGUUACAAGUGCGUAAAGAACAACUUUUUCGCACACGUAACACAUUUUUUUUAGACCUGCGGAAUUCAUUGUUGGGAAUUGUGGUGCAUGUCAAGUGGUUUCUGCGCACGGAGUGUGUAAAAGUCAAGGUCGUGGGUAAAGUAAAUUUUAUUUGAUGAACGACGAAUUUUAUUUCAGAACUUUACAAGUACAACUUACAACUUUCUAACUUUACAUCGUGCACAGAUCAACCACUUAACGCACAGUAAACUCUUCGGAAGAGUAAAUUUUAGAGGCAGAUAUUACAAGAGGUACUAUUUGACGAGUAUGAGAAUUACAAGCCGAGCUAAUGGCCUCAUUUCUUCUGAAAUUGUAAGAUUACGAGGCUUUCGUGUAUUUGACUAAACUGCCAUAGCUGACAUAAACCAGUCUAUUAUAAUAAACUUACCUUGCCAAGAAAACGCAAUGUUUACGUCUAAUCGUUAUCGCCUAUGUUUCGGAGAGCUCAAGUGAAAAUUGUCUUCUUGCUGGCAAUGAAUGAUAUUGGGAGCAAUCAUAACAAAAGAUUUUUCUAAAGAAUUUUAUGAAGAAAAUUUUUUGAUGCUGCUGCUUGGACACUAGUGGGUAUAUAUAAUACCCAAAGAUAUUUUACAAUUAAUCUGUGUAAAUACAGUCAUUAUUUUCUCAGUAAUUCACUACAGAAUUGAUAGGGGGUAAAUUACAUGUGACAAUGUAGUUUAGUAUAUCAAUCACGAAGGUGCAAUCGCAAGAUGGGCGCUGAGAUACUUGUGAUUUAAUUUUAAGGAAAUUUUAAAUACGGAAACUGGCGGAAGUAAAAAUGACUUUAAUUAUCUCUGUGCGUAUUUUAGAUUCUACGACGAAAGAUCACAAGUACAAUUAAGAAAUGAAGAUGUGAAAGAAGUUGACAGAAGAAAUUUUAAUGCAAUUGGAGAUUGAAGGGAAUGGAUAUCGUAUUGUAUAUAAUAUACAUACUGUAAUAAAUUGUACAUAUAGUACAAUAUAAAUAUAAUAUAAGGCGGUGCGUGGUUUGAAGAUAUAUGGAGUAGGGAUGCGGGAGAAUGGGGCAAAAUAGAUUUUUAUCAUAAUAUUGCACCAUGGAAUAACAAAUUACUGACGAUAAUUUUUCUCCCCUUAAGCUUUCAUCAUUUUUACUAAUGCUUUAUUUAUAAGCUAAUAAAUAUCUUUGAAAUAUGUUUAAACAUAUCGAUAUCUAUCGUACGAUGCAGAUUGAAAAGAGAUUGAAAGAGAAUGGGGCAACGGGAAACAGUGAGGUAGAAUAAAAUGUCUACUCUAAUGUUUCAUUAAACUUUAAAAAAUCAACAAAUUAAUAUUUUAUCCCGCUGUUUUUAUUUUCUUCAUUCUACUUUACUUUCUUCUAUUUUAUCAGUAACUUGGAAUUCCACGACAGAACAAUUCAUAUUUACGAAAUUACAUGUUAUCAGUCCAACCAUAUUAUGAUAUGCACUGAUUUUCGUGACGAGAAAAAAAACCAAAUAUGUUAAGAAAAUCCGUUCUUGUGAUCAAGUAUUGUGAUAAUACUUUAGGUGGAUUUGAAUAUUUAUACUGAAGAAAUUCCAUGAUCAACAAAAUAAGAUCCGUUAGCUCAUUAUGUUAUUCUCAAUCCUAUAUGUGAUACAUUAUUAAUACAGAAAUUUGUCACUCCAAUUAAUCACUAUUUUUUCGUCGAACUCUUUCUAAUUUUUUGUGGAAAUGUUCCUUAAUUUUAAACUCUUCCUAAAUUGAGCUAUUUCACAGUGGAUUAUUUAAAAAACUCAGAUAACAGCCAACGAUGAUUUUGUUAUAAAAUCAAAAUAAGUUUAAACAUUGAAAAAGAAAGAAGAAACUAUUCAAUGAAAAACCAUUCAAAUUGAAGUAUCAUAACUAAUUUAAUAUAACAGCAUAAUAAAACGAGAUUUUGCCCCAGAUCUCCUUUAUUUUUUCCGCGUCGAGUGACGACGAAAAAUUAUCAAAGUGUUAAACCAAAGAAAAAUACGAAAGACAUUAUAACAAUUUGUUACUUAGGUUUUUAGAUAGCAGAAUGAGACAAAUGAAAAAAAAAAACGAUAUAGCUGGCUCUAUUCGUAGUUGAAAAAAUUCUAUGCGAAAGUUGAAACGCUGUUGGUUAUAUAUAAAGUAAAAAAAAAA
This is a messenger RNA of Fopius arisanus, 7545 nucleotides long. RefSeq names its product ether a go-go (gene eag). Gene Ontology annotation, cellular component: plasma membrane. The record is from RefSeq and is a predicted model, not a curated record. The coding region runs from base 1155 to 4463 and encodes 1102 amino acids. NCBI's taxonomy places the organism in Eukaryota, Metazoa, Arthropoda, Insecta, Hymenoptera, Braconidae. The transcript is spliced from 14 exons. Gene Ontology annotation, molecular function: voltage-gated potassium channel activity. Gene Ontology annotation, biological process: potassium ion transmembrane transport; regulation of membrane potential.